AUGGACUCCCCCCGCCCCAAACCGACCCUCCUAACCCUCCCCCCCGAACUCCGCCAAAUAAUCUACACCUACUGCUUCACCACCCAACCCAUCACCAUCCAACGCAAACCCAUGCCCGACCGCACCACCACCAACCCACUCAGGGUCGACCAAGCCAGAACCCCCCUACCCUCCCCCCACAAUCCAUCCCCCACCACGCUCAACAAACCCCACUACCAACCCAGCUACGCCCUCCUCCUCACCAACCGCCAACUCCACCACGAAACCCACGACUACGCCUACAGCGCCCCGCUCUUCCGCACCCAAGAAACCGAGGCGUUUGCCAACUUCACCAGUUGCCUCACUCGCCCGCAGAUCCAGACAAUCCGCCAUCUCGCCUUCUUCCUCCCGCAGUCACAGGGCAUGGAGACGCACGCCGCGGAGUGGCACGAGACGUUCGCGUUAGUCAGCCUCGCCUGCCCGAACCUCCGCUCCGUGUCUGUAGAAAUGGUGCUGGCGUUCCCGCCGGCCAGCGGGAAGGAUACGUACUGGGACGGGGGGCUGUUGGAGUUGGAUCGGGUGACCGGGUUGCGGGGGAUGAGGGUGGUUAUCUACCGUCAGAGGGAGGGUGGGAAGAAAGAUCUGUUCUUUGCCUAUACGGCGGGGACGUUGCAUCCGGCUGUAUCGGACAUCCAGUUUACUCGUGCGGCAGCGGCGGCUGGUGCUGGUGCUGAUACUGAUACUGGUACUGGUGCUGGUGCUGGUGCUGGUGCUGGUGCUGGUGCUGGUGCUGGUGCUGGUCCUACUGCAGGUCAGCCGAUAAGCUUCCAUUACGCGCGGGAUACCCUUCGCCGGACAUUAUCACUAUCCCUCGACGACGACAACGACGAUGAUGAUAGCAACUCAGACCGAAUGUUCUUCCGCACCUCGCCGAAUGUCUUCCCCCUGUACGUCCGGAAUCUCACGCAAAUGCUGCUUCGGCGGCGGCGAUCACACGCCGAGAUCCGUGGGGAGGAUCGCAUGCAGCGGAGUGAGUUCUAUUAUUAUGUGUAUCUGAAUGAGAGGCCGUCGGAGUGGGAUCGGGUCUUUGGGUUUCAGUAUAGUAAUAGCGUGCGGCUGAAGGAAUGGGAGUUUGAGCGGGCGCUGGAGAGACUGCGGCUGGCGAGGGAGCGGUUGCGUGUGCGGCGUGAGAAGGGGGAGUUGGGGGCUUGUCAGCGUCCUGAGGUUAGGGGGUCGGUGGCUUUGAGGGAGAGGGGUGGGCUACGUCGGGUCCAGGAUGAAGGUACGAAGGCUGGGGCUGAGAAGCCGGGGGCUUGGAGGAGGCAGCUACUGCUGGAGGCGGCUGCGCCUUUUAUUGAAUCGUUCCCUGAUUGCGUAGCGCGGCCGUAUCAUCUUCAGGGGAGGGGUUCUGGCUGUUUGAGGGAGUCGAUUUGAUGGUAGGACACUGGGUUGAGCUCCACUGGAGAUAUUCUUUAAUGCAUGGAAGGAU
Messenger RNA from Aspergillus uvarum CBS 121591, 1468 nucleotides. RefSeq lists its product as uncharacterized. The record is from RefSeq and is a predicted model, not a curated record. Bases 1 to 1413 code for a protein of 470 amino acids. Lineage: Eukaryota; Fungi; Ascomycota; Eurotiomycetes; Eurotiales; Aspergillaceae. The transcript has 2 exons.